Messenger RNA from Drepanopeziza brunnea f. sp. 'multigermtubi' MB_m1, 426 nucleotides. NCBI's taxonomy places the organism in Eukaryota, Fungi, Ascomycota, Leotiomycetes, Helotiales, Drepanopezizaceae. The record is from RefSeq and is a predicted model, not a curated record.
AUGAGCGGAAUAUCCAACGUCGGUCAAGCUUCGGUCUACGAGGACGGAGACCAGAAGAACGUCCCCAAGUCCCAGAUCGAGCAGGAGAAAAAGGACAACAGAUUCCACGAAGGAAAGGAGAAUAGCCACAAGGCCCUCGACUCCAAGGACGAGAGAUCUAUUGCCAAUAAGCUCGCCCGCGAGGAGAAGGUUGGUCAGCCCAGCCCCAGAGAUCGAUGGCACCGGAAAAAGCAAGUGGACGGAGAUGCUAACGACAUGCAGCGCCAGGCUGAAGAGGAAGAGGAGUCUGAGGAGACCAAGGCAUUGAAGAAGGACCCCACACUGCCCGCCAAGAUGCACGGCAACGAGCCUAGCAAAGGUGCAAAGAUCGACGCACAAAUCCAAAAGGAAGAGGAAGAGGAGCUGAAGAGAAAGGGCAAGGCUUAA